Paramisgurnus dabryanus is the source of this 1079-nucleotide messenger RNA. RefSeq names its product cholesterol 25-hydroxylase (gene ch25h). Gene Ontology annotation, molecular function: oxidoreductase activity; iron ion binding. Gene Ontology annotation, biological process: lipid biosynthetic process. Lineage: Eukaryota; Metazoa; Chordata; Actinopteri; Cypriniformes; Cobitidae. The record is from RefSeq and is a predicted model, not a curated record.
GAUAAUAAAACCGGCAUGCGGCAGCAUGUGUUUUUAAUUCAUGAAGAAAUGUCCCGAACAGAGAAGAUGUCUGGAUUACAGCAAAUCUGGGACUGCGUUCUGCAAUAUGAGACUUUUCUCAGGUCUCCCUUUUUCCCAGUGCUCUUCUCUCUUACAGUCUACUUAAGUUUUUGCCUACCUUUUGUAGUCCUGGACAUACUUUCUCCCAAAGUAGCACUGAUACAGAGAUACAAGCUUCAACAGAAAUCCAGCGUGACAUGGAAUAUGAUGUGGAGCUGCCUCGCACUAUCACUCUACAACCAUGCGGUGUACAUCUUCCCACUAAGCGUUUUGCACUGGUACUGGAAUCCAGUCAGCUACCCAGUGGCAGCACCUGGGAUCCUGGAAGUUGUGAAGGAUCUCGCAGCCUGCCUGCUUCUCUUUGACUUCCAGUACUUUGUUUGGCAUCUGCUUCAUCACAGAGUGCCCUGGCUGUACCGCACUUUCCACAAGGUGCAUCACAAGAACACGGCCACCUUCGCCCUCACUACGGAGUACUCAGGGGCUUGGGAGACUCUAUCAUUGGGUUUCUUCGCUGCUGUAAAUCCCAUGUUACUUGGAGUUCAUCCCAUGACAGAGAUGCUUUUCCAUAUUUUGAACAUGUGGCUGUCAGUGGAGGAUCACUGUGGAUAUGACCUGCCGUGGGCUACACACCGCCUGGUGCCUUAUGGACUGUAUGGUGGAGCGCCUCAUCAUGAUCUUCACCAUCAGAAGUUCAAGUCCAACUAUGCGCCGUACUUCACCCACUGGGACAAACUCUUUGGCACUUUGCAUGCUGAAUGAACUGAAAACCUGGAAUACAUUACACAAACUGAUUACAUCUUUUUUGUAAAAAGUAUAUCUGUGUCUUUGUCAUUCUAUGAAUGAAAACAAAGCAUCUCUUGAACAAUGAAGUCGCUAAGCUUUAUGUGUGUUUUGUUGACUGUCUGUAUUUAAGUGUGACUGUAAAAAAAAUAUAUACUGUAAAGCACUUUAUAAGCAUCUUCACUAUUUAACUUUUAUAUCAUAUUUAUUAUAUUGUUUUGUAAUACAUAUUUUAA